Molecule: messenger RNA, 1837 nt
Organism: Mercurialis annua (annual mercury)
Lineage: Eukaryota; Viridiplantae; Streptophyta; Magnoliopsida; Malpighiales; Euphorbiaceae
Product: transcription factor bHLH91-like
Exons: 4
Coding region: 22-1605 (527 amino acids)
Biological process (GO): anther wall tapetum development; regulation of DNA-templated transcription
Molecular function (GO): protein dimerization activity
Source: RefSeq, a predicted model, not a curated record
AAGGAAAUCAUCACAUAUAGCAUGCACCAUCUUUCAAUUCCUUUCUAUUUCCAGUUUCAACUCUCCUUCUCUCCUACCUACCCUUUCAUUUCAUUUCCAUUUUCUCCAAAUCUCUCACUAACUUACCCAAAAAUUACAACAAAUUCUUCAUUGGGUUUUCCUUUACUAGUGGGUAGAUCCAAGAACAACAUGUAUGAAGAAACUGGUUGUUUUGACCCCAAUUCCAUGGUGGAAGGAGCCGAUGAUGGGCUCUGUCAAGCUUUGCAAACUCCACCACAGCCUCUCAUGGCAGGUAGCUCAACCAACAGCCAUAACAGCUAUGAAGAACAUCAUAAUAAUAAUAAUAACAACAAGAUUCCAACUCAUGAUCAUGAACUCUCUUAUAAUCAUCAUCAUCAUCAAGAUGAUGUGUCUGCUGCCAUGGAAAUCCAGCUUCAAAACCAGCAAAUGGGUUGUUUUAAUACCCAUUUAAUGCAAGAUCAUUGUAACCAGGUUUUGAAUUUUAACCAAGAUUCAUCCGCAUUUCCUCAAACACCUGAUCUUCUCAAUCUUCUUCACUUACCCAGAUGCUCAAAUUCUUCAAUCUCCUUCACAAACCCUAAUCAUAACACAAACCCAUUAGGGUUUGUGGGUGACCUACCCAUGGCUGAUGCAGCUUCAGCUUCUUCUAUGCUGUACGACCCGCUUUUUCACUUGAAUCUCCCGCCGCAACCUCCGUCUUUUCGCGACUUGUUUCAGUCCCUCCCGCCGCAUGGGUACUCGCUACCUGGCUCGAGGGGGAGUUCUUUGUUCGGCGGGGGUGGUGGCGGUGGUGAUGAGCAUGUUGAGGGAGGUGGAGGUGGUGGUGGUGGUGGAGUUGGAAUGUACCAAGAUGGUGGUGAUGGGGAGCAGCAGUUUGAUAAUGGGGUGCUGGAUUUUACUUGGGAUAUGGCUUGUAUGGGUAAAGGGAGAGAUGCUGGUAAAAUGACUAAACAUUUUGCUACUGAGAGACAAAGGAGACAGCAUCUUAAUGAUAAGUAUCAAGCUUUGAGGAACUUGGUUCCAAAUCCUACAAAGAAUGAUAGAGCUUCUGUGGUUGGAGAUGCAAUUGAGUAUAUCAAGGAGCUUCUAAGAACUGUGAAUGAGCUGAAAAUACUAGUGGAGAAAAAGAGAUGUGCUAAAGAAAGGAGCAAGAGGCAGAAGACAACUGAAGAGGAUUCAUCAAUUGGUAAUAAUAAUGGUAAUAAUGGCAAUGAAACUUCUUCUGUCAUUAGACCUCUUGUCGACCCGGAUCAAUCCUUCAACAAUGGAUCAUUGAGAAGCUCUUGGCUUCAGAGGAAAUCGAAGGAUACGGAAGUCGAUGUUCGUAUAAUCGACGAUGAAGUUACGAUCAAACUUGUUCAAAGAAAGAAGAUCAAUUGCUUGCUGUUUGUGUCUAAAGUUCUUGAUGAACUUCAGCUUGAUCUUCAUCAUGUUGCUGGUGGUCACAUUGGUGACUACUAUAGCUUUUUGUUUAACACCAAGAUAUAUGAAGGAUCUUCAGUUUAUGCAAGUGCUAUAGCAAACAAGCUGAUUGAGGUGGUGGACAGACAUUAUGCUUCAACUCCAUCUACAAGUUGCUAUUAGUUGACUAAUUAAUGUGGUUUAGGCCUAAUAGAAGUGGUGUUUAAUCAUUUAAAUAAUAAUUAGAACUAAUGUUUGGGAUAAUUAAAUAGUAAAGGUUGAAGAUUAAGAGAGAAAUUAAUGCUAAUUUCUAAUGUAUUGACAUGAAUUUUGGCUAAAGUUGGCGAUGCUUUGCUAAACUUGAUAUAUCCUGAUUAUGGGGUUCUCUUCGUUUAAAAUGGACCAUUUUUACAAA